Mya arenaria is the source of this 5181-nucleotide messenger RNA. RefSeq lists its product as uncharacterized. The coding region runs from base 221 to 742 and encodes 173 amino acids. The record is from RefSeq and is a predicted model, not a curated record. Lineage: Eukaryota; Metazoa; Mollusca; Bivalvia; Myida; Myidae. The transcript is spliced from 3 exons.
AAGCUUCUGAACAACUCAGACUAAGUAAAACUGAAAACAUGAUAACAUCAGUUUUUGAGGCGUGAAAUCAAAAGCUUUUGGAUUUUUUUUGUUUAAAAAGUAUUAUUAAGUUGAACGGAAACUAGUAUCACAACUUUUUAGAGAUUUUUUGCAUUAUUUGAUAAAAUAAUGUCUUCUGUCAAGAGAGAUAUUUCGGACACUGACAAUUUGGAUAGACAAAAUGAUAAACACUUUUGUUAGGAAAUAUUUGAAAAUGGGGAUUUACGAACGAGUAUCACUGCUGCUUCUUAUACCAGCUAAUGCACUUUAUGCCAUUGCAAACGUUACACAUUCCUGGUUUGAACUUCCAGGAGUUGCUUGGUACGGAUUAUGGUGGGCCAAAUUUUGCGACAAUAUAGGUGAAUGCCAUUUUGUUCCAGCAUUCUUCACAAAUGAGCCAGCAUUCUAUCACCUACUUCAACUGCUGUGUUUACUGAGCUGGGCAGGACUAGCUCUACCAAUAUACCUACUUCUGUGUGACAGGGAGUUUAUGGUCCUUAAGAGAAACAGACUUCAUUCCAUCGCCAUUAUUUGCGUAGUUUCAGCUUUUAUUUUGAACGGAAGUCUCUUCCUAUUCUACCAUAUGCUGAAUAACUUUCCAAGAGAAAUCGACAAACUGCCCAAGAUGAACUGGGCAGGGGGAUUUGCAGGCAUAUCUUGUGGGCUGCAGUUUAUUGCGGGACUACUUUUACUGCAGACCUGAGCACAGCAUUCUUAUUACUCAUGCUGAAGUAGACCCUUUUUCACCAGUGUUAAUUGGUGGUAAUAAUGAAAUCUCAAGACAACAUUCACAGUGUUAAUGCAGAUAUUAACCAUUUCCACAGAUGUUUACCAUAUUUUGGUUGUUGAACUGACUUAAACUUAAUCUCUUGACAGUUGUACUGUAUUACUACGCAUAUUUAAAUAUACCCUAUAAGGGUUUUAGCCAGGUUUUAAAAAAGAUAGUGUGCUACAAACUACUAAAAAGAGACAGGGUGCUGAGGGACUAAAGGGGAUGUUGAAUUUCAUAGAAAAUGUUCGACAAUUGAAGUAAUAUUCAGUUUCAGAUACCAAAUACGUAAAGUUUGUUUGAAUUCAUAUUAAUCAUUUUUCAAGUUUUAAUCAUAACAAUAGAUGAAUUUGAUUAUAAAUCCUAAGCAUUUAAUUCUUUGAAGGCAGGAGGAUGCACAUUCUGGUCUCCAUUAGGGUAGAAGGGUGCUUUCAAAUCAGCACAGGGAACUGCUCCCUCCCAUAACCCUCUAGCUCAAAACCCUACCUAUUCAAGUUGUACUUGUGUUAAAAUGUCAGUUACUGGACCAUUUUCUCAUCACAUUUGGCUCUUGCUGUGGGCAAUUAUAACAGUUUCACAUGCAUAGAGACAAAAAGCAACAGAUCCUGAUACAAUUCAACUUUGAGUGGGUUGUGAACGAGUUAUGUUUACUUUAAUACUUGUAAAACUUCAAACCAGGAUACACACGUUACUCAAAUGGGAAUAGGACAUGCUCAAUCUGUUUGUUAUCUUGUGACAUUGUUCUUGAUGGAUGAAAAGACAUCUACGCAAAGAAAAUAAAUCCUAAAUGUGACCCUUGAGAAAGAGAAGUUCAAACAACUUUAUACUCAAAACUGACGCAUUGUACAACUGUAGAUAUCAUAGAUGGUUCCACAUAAAUCAUUUAAAAUGUACAAAAUAUGCAUUGAAAAUUAUUUAUGUUCAUACUUCAUUAAGGUAAGUCAUCUAUCAUUAGGAUGCAAACAUGUGUUUGGGCAUUAGGGUAAUGCACCAGUCAAUUGUAACCACGGCCCUCCCAGGUCUGGGAAAUAGGGGGGACUUCGACUUUCCGUCCAGCCCGGGUAAAAUCCCCACCCUGCGGAAAGGAACUGCUGGUAAAAUCCCCGCCAAAUGCCCCCGCACCCCAGGAACCCUAAGUAAGGCCCAUUCCCCGCUAUUUUCGGUGCAAAGACAAAACCACCGCAUUCACCCGGCACUGCGGGGCCACCUGGAAGAUAAAACCACGGCCCAUUUCCCCGGCCAUCCCCAGUAUAUCCCGGGACCUGGGGGGCAGUGGUUAUAAUUGACUGGUGCAUAACUUAUCCAUCAUUAAAAUGCAAAGAUGUAUUAUAAAAGGGCAUUGGGGUAAGUCAUCCAUCAUAAGGAUGCAAAAAUGUUUUGGAUCUAACAAUAUAUUACUAUUAUAAAGCAGUUUAAUUAACCUGUUUCUUAAAUAAUCUAAUAUCUACUAUAAGAAAGGCUCUCAUUGAAAACAAAAAAAAGAAAUGAAUGUAUUCAAACUUAACAAUUUGUUACUUUAAACUUUAACUUUAGCAAGUAUUUGUAUUAAUUGUGGAUGGAUUGCCUUAAAGCCUGGCUUAAUAUAUCAUUGGAUACCCACAAUACACUUCUACAUUUUACUUUGUUGUGUAUCAAACAUGUAUAUGAAAUGAAACAGAAAAUGUACUGUAGUUGAUGACAAUGCGUUUAAUAUUGUCAAUGAUUUUGUCAAUACGAAACCAUAGUUUUAUUGUUUUUCUAGUCUUAAGAUGUUAAUGUUAUGUGAUGCAUAUAUAUUUCUUAUUUACCACAUGCCAAAUGAUCAAUAGACUAAAGUCAUGUGGAAUUCUUGGAUUGUAUUAUCCGACCAUGAACUUUAUAUAAAAUGUAUAUACAUAAUCCUUUUAUUUGUUUAAUUAAGUAAGUAAUAAGUGGUCAACAUAAUAUUUUGUCCUUUGAUAAGGUUUCCUACACAUUUGUUUAAGUAAAUCAGUAGUCAGCCAUCAAUGAUUUUAAUCAGGUGAAGUGGUAGAUAUAAACGGUGGCUGGUCUAGUAAGUGGGUAGUUUACAAAAUAUUAUACAGACCACUAAGAAAAUUAUAGAUUCUAUGCUCUGACUUACUUAAAUAAAAUGGUUACGGCUGCAUCGCAUUAUGCUAUUUAUUUAUUUUUAUAUAAGUACAUACCAACAAUCUUUAAAUAUAACUACAUGUAGAUGAUUGACUAUUUUAACUUAAGUGUUAUUUUUGUGAUUGCUCAUGCAUGAUGUUAAAAUCCAGCCAAAUGUAGCAUUUUAUCUCUACCCAUCAGUGAACUUAAGGUUUUUUUGGCCAUGCAUAAUUUAUUUAUUAAAAUUUGUUAUGUUAAUUAUUAAACUAUUAUAUUGUGAUACUAAAUUAAAAAAAAAAAAAAACAGUUUAUAAAGAACAAUGUUUUGAAAUAGCAACUAUGUUUCUUUUUGCACAAAAAUACUUUUUUCAAUAUAUUUUAUUUGUGUUAUAUUCAAUUUUGCCCGAGUAUGACUUAUAUCAGAUUUAAGCUAUGUUCUCAAUUGAGCUAGAAUCACAUGCUUUUAGAUAGAGUUUUUGACCCUACAAAAGUAUUUUUAAAUAUGUCUCAUGAUUAUCAAUGGUCAUCAAAUGUAAAGAAAAAGGAAAUAGAUACUUGUCAGAAAGAUUGAAAGUGUUUAAGUUGUUGACAAACAUGUAUAUAUAUCAAGUCAUGUGUUUGGAAUGUAUUUUGUUUAUUUAUUUCUAAUGCUAUAAAUAUGAAAUGAAAUAAUGAUAAUUUGCUUGUUAUUUAUAAACAAUAGUGUAUGCAUUUGCAGAUGAACAAAAUAAUUGCUAGAUUUUCAUCUUCGUCCGCUCCCACUUUUUCCUCCACUUCUUCAAUUUUAUUAACUCAAAUAACGAUGUUGAAAUAGGGUUCCAGAAACCUACAGUGUUGAUGUGUUACGAGCAUGUUUGUGGGUUGUCAUAAACACGAAUAUACAGGAGUCAAAAGUCAAGGUCAGAGUGACCUUGAAUGCAAACUACAAUUCCUAGACCUAUGGUCAUCAAACUUGACAUGAAGGUUGGGCUUGACCAGUAAAUGACCCCUACUGAUUUUAGGGGUCAAAGGUCAAGGUCACAGUGACCUUAAAUGCAAACUCUACAAAUUCUGGACCUAUGGUCAUCAAACUUGACAUGGAGGUUGGGCCUGACCAGUGUAUGACCCCUAUUGUUUUUAGGGGUCAAUGGUCAAGGUCACAGUGACCUUGAAUGCAAACUCAACAAUUCCUGGACAUAUGGUCAACUAUCUAACUAAUUUGACAUGAAGGUAGUCCCUUAUGCAAUAAGAAAGAACAUGAACACAUAUUCAACCGUAAAAUGGUUAUCAUAAAAAAAAAAAAAAAUGUCACCCCACGCCCUUAUUUAAAAAUAAUUUGGAUGAAAAUCUAGCAAUUGAUUUAUAUUGGCCUUUAAGGGGCUGGUUCAGAUAUUUCAUUGUGGCAUCUUUCAAAUUCUAAACUUUGUGAAAUUCAGUUUAGAGACUUAUUAACAACGAUGAACUGUAUAUGUUCAAGUAAACAAUAAAUGUCCUGUUCUGUUUCGGUAUUAAUAUUAUAAACACCAAACAGUAUUUGGUAUAUACUCGAUUAAACAGAAUUUUGAAAAUGAAAAAUAUAAUGAAAACAACAGGGACAAGCCUAGUUGUCUACAAUUCUAAAAUACACCUGUUUAAGAGGCACACACAACAAAAAACAACACAUACACAAAUACAAACAUCACAAAUUGUCCAAACAUACUUAAAAAAGCUUUAUCAAUAAAUGAUUUACUUGAUAAUCAAGCAUAAAAGUAUUAAGGUCUCCAUUGCAUUUGUGACUAACUCAGUUAGUGAAAUAAAAUGCUAAUUUGAAUUGUUGAUGUUUUAUCAUUGGAACAAACAUUUUUUUCACAUCUCAUAGAUUUUUUUUUUGUUGAAGUCAGACCACAAAUAUGCAAACAAGUCCGAUUAAUUGAUAUCACAUCAUUAUUAUUAUAAAUACUCUUUUUCUUGAUGAAUACAUAUGUGUAUGUUCUAUCAUAUAAAUAUUUAUUCUAUUUUAAAGCUUUGCCCAAACUGUAUUUCAUUUUACAAGCUUGGCUGAUUUUUUUAGAAAAAGUUUUAAGUAAUGUGACGGACAAUCCAUUGUCAUGCAAAUAUUAAAUGAUUGGUGAGUGCUAAAAGAUUAACAGUGAUCAACUAUCGUCUCAUAAUAUAGAAAUACCAUGUUUUCUGCACCUUUCUUUCAAAUUAAACACUGUAUCCUUCAUAGGACCAUAUAAAUUGUUAUAUUUAUUCAUUCUUUUUGGUAAAUUAAAACAAUUGUAUUAAUUGUGGUAAAUCCUAUUUGGGAGUAAGAGUGCAUCUUU